CCCGGCGCUGCCGGCGGGCCCGGGAGGAGAUGGCACCGAGGCCGUGACUGCAGGAGCCCGAGCGCCCAUGCCCGAACAUGCAGUUGCUGUUGCUGGAGGUAUAACAGGAGGGAUCCUUUUAUUUGUUCUCAUUGGAAUAACUGCAUACCUGCUCUGGAAGAAAUUUUGCUGCCUCCUUUCUUAUGAAAAGCUCACCAGUCCUAUCAAAGUGACAAAUGCAAGUGCCAUUUUUCAGGAUCAGUCAACUUCCGCAAUUCAACUAAAAAGCACAAGAUCCAGAAGCAUUCCAUUUAUCAUUCCACCAACACUGCACGGGCGAGACUGGAUUAACCUGACGAACGAAGAACACGUUCAGGAAGGCAGCGACCCCUACGCGAUUCCUCAGUCCGGGCCACGGUCAUCAUUUCAUUCUUUGGCUGGAGCUUAUGUUGUAGGGAUCAUUAACCCAGAGCUGUACAAGUGUCCUGAAGACAAAAGUGAGACGGAUUUUCCUGAAGGCAACAUUGGCCGCCUCUGGUUCUCCAUAGAAUAUGAGCAAGAGUCAGAAAGGCUCCUUGUCUCCUUGAUCAAAGUCAGAAAGCUGCAGCUUCCUGCUGAUUCCUGUAGUCCGUUUGUGAAAAUCUACUUGCUGCCUGACGAAAGAAGCUACUUGCAGUCCAAAACAAAACGCAAAACCCUUAACCCACAGUUUGAUGAAAACUUCAUUUUUCAGGUUUCCAGUAAAACGUUGCUCCAAAGGACUCUGAAGUUUUUGGUUUAUCAUGUCGAUAAACAGAAGCGGCAUCAUCUCCUAGGCCAAGUUAUCUUCCCACUGAAAAAUGCAACAUUAACUGAUGACAACAAACUAGUCAUAUGGAGAGAUCUGGAGAAAGAAAACUUGGAGCCUCCUUCAGAGUAUGGUGAUAUCCAGUUCUCCCUCAGCUACAAUGACUACCUGGGCCGCCUCACUGUAGUGGUUCUGAGGGCAAGGGGAUUAAAGCUCCAUGAGGAGAGCUAUGCUGUCAGUGUGUAUGUCAAAGUCUCACUAAUGAACCAUAAUAAAUUCAUCAAAAGUAAAAAGACAGCAGCUGUUCUGGGAUCUCCCAAUCCAGUGUAUAAUGAAACCUUCCGUUUCAAGGCAGAUCAGACAGAGCUGGAUACAGCAAGCCUGAGUCUAUCUGUGCUCCAGAGUAUCAAGGGAGAAAAAACACAUCUGCUAGGACGUGUAGUAGUUGGGCCUUUCAUGUACACCCGCGGCAAAGAACUAGAACACUGGAAUGAAAUGAUCAGCAAGCCCAAGGAGUUGGUUAAACGAUGGCAUGCUCUCUGCCACAGCAUGUAAACAGCACAGUUAAAAAAAAAACCAACCUUAAAAUGGAAAACCUCUUACUAUCUUUCAUAAUCUAAUGAUAAAGGGUACAAAAUCUUUGACCAUUUUACACUCCUAAGUAGACAAGAAUAGAACAAGUAAAUUCUUUCCUUGCCCAAAUGCAAAGAGAAGACUUGGUCCCUGGUAGGCUGGAUCUCUAUCUUUCCUCUCUUCAAAGUAUAUUUCCAAUUUAAUUAAUAUGCAGCAGAGUAAACAAAACAGGAAGACAAUCAUGAUCUCCCAGUAUUAGUUAUUUUGACUAGUAAAUUCCAAUUCUUGGUCAUGAAUUCUGAGCACAAAUGAUCAUCCGUCAUGUGGAUAGAACCCAAAAUGACCUAAGAAUUGUCAGUGAUGAUACCAGGCCUAACUGUCUGCUGCAUUGCAUCGCCACGGACAGAGUAGCUUCACCAAAAGGGAUGGAAGCCCAGUAAGCAUGCCAAAAGAGACAAAGCCCAAAAGAUGUUGACUGACUACUAAAUUUACAAUUUAUUUAAAAUAGCAGCAUUAUAUUUCAAACCUCUUUUGAAUAGGAAUGGUGGAAAGCACCGAGUGUUUUUUGAUCAAAAACCUAGAAGCACCUGUUCACGUCCCUCAGCACAGUGUAUUUCUUGCAGUAAUUCAGUUAGAUGUUUUCAGCUGACCCCAAUGUACACCACUUUAUGUUGACACCAAGGGAGAAGCAUAAAACAAGUCCUGAAGUUACAAAUAAUUGGAGGCUUGCAGGAGUACUGGAGUACUCUAAGUAAUACAAGGGACCUGUCCUGUCCUUAUAUUUUUCUCCCUAAACACGUCUCUGCUGGAGACAGAGCACUGAUUACAAGAACCUUGGGUUUGACCUAGUAUGACCAUUCUUACGUUGGAAAUCCAAUUAGCUUAAGCUCCCAAGACAUAUGUCUGUUUUAGUGGUAGAGUUUUCUUCGUUAAGUAAAUUACUGUUCUGUAAAAUAAUUCAGAGCAAUUAUUUUUAAUCAAAAUAAAAUAAAAUAGGAAAUUCUUCUCUUCUUGAUUGUUCACUGGGGACCUGAACUCUGUACCUUUCACGCCAUACAGUCAUAAACCAGACACACAGACUAUUGCAGCAAAACAUUUUGUACAAUUAUGUUCUAAGAGAACCAUAAUCUCUGCAGCUGAAAUAAAGCCAACUUCCUUUCAAACAGGAUACAAUAUUAAUUGAUUCAAUGUAUUAAAAAAAUGAGGCUUCUCUAGAGAGAUGAGAACAGUUUCCAUUUUGAUAAUAUUGUUACUAUCUAAAGGAAACAUUAAUGAGAAUAUAUCUGAGAGGAAUUGUAAGAUAAUAGACUCCACUUCACCUGAUCCCCCAUUUGAAAUGUUACAUGGUACCCUCAGUCCGUCUUGCUAACUGCACCACUGGAUAUAAGAUAAGCCUAGACUCAUUACAUUUAAUUGAAUUUUACAAAAUGUUCAGCCCUUGUUAUAUCUGUUAAAUGAGUAAUGCCAGCACCCCCAACCCCAAAGAGCUAUUUUCAAAUUUUACUCCUACAAAACCACUGAAAACCAAUCUAAUAGGCAACAUGGUCGAUUUGGGAAGGAAAACUAUAUAUAAACUCUAUGAUAACUAUAUUACUAUGAUAAAGCAAUUUAACCAAAUACAUUAUGUCCCUCUAUGAUUUAAAUCACGCCAAUAAACAUUAAAGAUCUUAAAAGUAAACUGUUAAGAAUGUUUCAGACAGUUUGGUUUACUAGCUUGUGCAGGAAGAUGCAUGUAACGUACAAUGUCUAGUAACAUAAAUACCUCUAAAAUGGGAAGUCAGUCACCUGUCUGACUUGAUGUACAGUAUGGUCCAAGUAAUAAAACAAUGCAUUGUACUAUUGUGGUCUCUGUUCU
Messenger RNA from Gymnogyps californianus (California condor), 3194 nucleotides. Its product is annotated as synaptotagmin-15-like. The transcript is spliced from 8 exons. Gene Ontology annotation, biological process: cellular response to calcium ion; regulation of dopamine secretion; regulation of calcium ion-dependent exocytosis. The record is from RefSeq and is a predicted model, not a curated record. Gene Ontology annotation, molecular function: phosphatidylserine binding; calcium ion binding; calcium-dependent phospholipid binding. Lineage: Eukaryota; Metazoa; Chordata; Aves; Accipitriformes; Cathartidae. The coding region runs from base 68 to 1321 and encodes 417 amino acids.